GUGGAUGCCUCCCAACCAUGACCGUCGUUUUUCUAUACACCUUUUCCCACCACCAUGGACGACGAAGUAACCGUCACAAAGAGGAGAAUGACGCGUGCAUGCGAUAGGUGCCGUGUAAGAAAAAUAAAAUGUUAUGACAUUGCUGAACAGGGAAACGGCUGCUUGAAUUGUAUUGUACUUGGUGCAGAGUGCACGUACAUGGCUCCUUCGAAGAGACGGGGUCCAAAGUCCGUGCAAGAAUCUGCUGUAUCUUCAAAUUUACCGCGACGAAAAUACAAUGCUAGUUACGUGGCAGACUUAGAACGACGUGCCGAACAAUUGGAACGUACGCUCAAAGAGCGCAAUCCGGAUAUCAUUAUACCUGAAGGGACAAAAAGGCAUGUACUGGUAUCCUCGCAAGGUUCAUCCCGACCUGCAAGUCUUAUGUCCGAACUGGCUGAACUUGAUGAUGACUUUACGAGCCUGGACCUUGGGGAAAAAAUGAAGAAUCUGUCGUUGGAACACGACACGGCCCUCAGCGAGAGAUGUUUCGGACCAUCAAGUGCUUUAGCGCUUUUCAUGAGUGCCCUUUCCGCUAAAAAGAAGUUGACCGGUAGUUUGAAUACGAUGCAACUUCAAGACUAUUCCAAUUUAUAUCAUUGGGAACGCGCUACAGCCGAGACCGAAAUCAUUAAACCUGGUUACGUUUUUCCCGACAGCGACCUUAUCACAAGCCUGAUCGCCAUAUAUUCCGAAACGAUCCAUCCAAUUCUCCCAAUCAUGCAUAGGCCUACAUUCAUGAAAGAUGUCGCCGACGGGUUACAUCUACGGGAUGAAAGUUUUGGUGCUACACUACUUUUUGUUUUAGCUGUUGCGUCACGUUACUCUGACGACCCAAGGGUAUUGGCCGAUCCCAGUUCGAGGCUUUCUGCAGGGUGGAAAUUCAUCGAGCCAAUUCCUGUCUCCAAGAAAGCAAUAUUGCGUCCUCCCUGCUUAUAUAACAUUCAGGAGACUGUCCUUGCGGUGAUAUAUACCUUGGGAACUUCUGUACCUGAGUUUAGCUGGAUGGUGGUUGGACUCGGACUACGCUACGCUGUAGAAAUUGGGUUACAUCGGAAGAAGCCCAGGGCCAAGGGGCAUAAGCUGACAGUCGACGAUGAACUCAAGAAACGAUCGUUUUGGGCGCUUGUUACGCUCGAUAGACUCAUAAGUCUGUAUGAUGGACGGCCGCUCAUGAUGCAUGAGGAAGAUUUCGACUCAGAGCUACCAGUUGAAUGCGAUGACGAAUACUGGGAUAUCCGUUCAGAUGGAGAAGUACGCUUUUGCCAACCGGGCAACAAACCUUCUAAAAUCAGUUAUUUUAAUGCCCAAAUACGGUUAAGCGGGAUAAUGUCGGUUGUCGCGACGAAUUUAUAUUCCAUCAAAAAACGCCGAGAUCGGUGGGGUCUUACAGGAAAGGAUGAACAGCGCAUCAAUUCUGACAUAGAUUCUUCCAUGAAUGCUUGGAUGAACUCCAUCCCCGACCAUUUACGUUGGAAUCCCGACCGCGACAAUACGCUGUUCUUGUAUCAAUCUGCGGUUCUAUACAACACCUACCACAUGCUCCAAAUAUAUACACAUCGACCUUUUCUAUGCCCAGGCUCUUCCUUGUCGACGCCAUCUCUUGUUUUAUCUACGAUAGCGGCCAGAUCUUGUUCUCGGAUCCUACAGGUUCAUAUGAAAAGAAUCAAGAUUAUCAUACCACACAUUCUGAUGGGAGCCUUCAUGUCUGGUGCCGUAUUGGCUAUGAACAUCUGGAGUGGGAAACGGGUGGGCCAUCCCCCAAAGGCAGAAGACUUAACUGGCUAUGAACAGUGCCUAGCCACCUUCAUACAUGCUUCCGACUCGUGGAUGGUCGCGGGUCGUGCAUUGAAAAUGUUCAAGUGCAUGGCGUCCUUUGAUACUGCCAGUGUUUUAGAUGGCACUUCUAUCCAAGCUUCGCAUCCUCAGGAAAAUGCCACUCCCGUACCUGCUCCCAUCGGGGACUCGUACUUUACUGUAUCUGACGCGUUAUAUGAGCAAGAUCCAGCAUACCUGAACGAUUAUUUACCGACCUACCUACACACAGGCCCGCCCUUAGACCCGACGGAGAACUUACCGAGUUCAUCUCAGACGUUAUUCGAUGUUGCACAAUCAGAGAUGUGGAGUAGACACCAUCAACAUGUGGAAUUUUGCACCUCCAGGAUUUAGCUUUGCGGCGUGGGACGCAUACGUUAUCAAUAUGGGUCUCGACGAUGGACACUCAUAACGAUUUCAAGUUCUGCGGCACCCGCAGCAAGUCGGCGUUCUUUCGAACAAUUACUUCGCCCACAUCCGAAAGAUAACAGCUUGUACACAAAUAGAAGAUAGAAACGGAAUUACAGUCGUUUUUCAGAUAGAGUGAAUCCGCAUGUGCGGGUGGCACGUCCAGUUACAAGGAAAUCACGUUGCAGGGGAAACGCUAACCACAAUGCUAUUCGCAACUUGUUCUUCUACCGAAAGCUCGUGAAAACUUUGUACAUAAAGGGGGCGAAGCACGCGUUCAGAUCAAG
This is a messenger RNA of Desarmillaria tabescens, 2549 nucleotides long. Its product is annotated as fungal-specific transcription factor domain-containing protein. Gene Ontology annotation, molecular function: DNA-binding transcription factor activity, RNA polymerase II-specific; zinc ion binding; DNA binding. The record is from RefSeq and is a predicted model, not a curated record. Bases 55 to 2208 code for a protein of 717 amino acids. Gene Ontology annotation, biological process: DNA-templated transcription; regulation of DNA-templated transcription. NCBI's taxonomy places the organism in Eukaryota, Fungi, Basidiomycota, Agaricomycetes, Agaricales, Physalacriaceae. The transcript has 17 exons.